UUUACCGAGUCACCGAAAUCAGCUUAGACCAAGCCGGUUACUCCGGUUCAUUAUAUAUAACCGACCUCUCUCAUCUCGAAGUUUUAGAUAUGUCCUAUAACUCACUCUCCGGUUUAAUCCCACAUUCACUCUCAAACCUAACUCGUUUACGUCGACUCAGUCUUUCAAAAAACUCAUUCACAGGUAAAAUCCCUUCUUCCAUUGGUUCUCUUUUACGUCUUGAAGAACUUUUUCUUGAUAACAAUAAUAAUCUCACCGGUUCAAUCCCACGAAGUUUCAACGGCUUAGUCAAUUUAAACCGGCUUGAGCUUCAACAUAACAAUAUUACUGGAGAUUUACCUGUUCUCUAUCAGCUCAGAAACCUUUUCUUCUUAGACUUAAGUGAUAACAGAAUCACAGGAAACUUCUUAACGUCACGUUUCUCCAAGUCCAUUAUUGAACUCUCACUACGUAACAAUUAUUUAAACGGCGAGUUCCCGUUAAAUGUAGGAGAGUUAAAGUUUCUACAAGUUUUAGAUCUGAGUCAUAAUUUAUUAUCUGGGAUUAUACCGUCGGUGUUAUUUUACCACUCAUCUCUUCAACAACUUACACUUUCUUACAACAAUUUCACGUUAUUGCAAAUGCCAGAAGAUUUAAGGCAUCGAAAUAAUAAGCUUAUAGCUAUUGAUCUGAGUUAUAAUAAUUUGCAUGGCUUCUUGCCGGCUUUCAUGGCGUCAAUGCCGAAGUUGUCGGCUCUGAAUUUGGAACAUAACAAUUUUUCCGGCAUGAUACCGAAACAGUAUGCAGUCAAAGUUGUUGUCCCGAGGAACAAUACGUCGUCGUUUGAGAGAUUGUUGUUGGGCGGGAAUUACUUGUUUGGGCCUAUUCCUGGGCCUCUUUUGGGCCUAAAACCGGGUUCUGUUAAUAUUAGCUUAGUGGAUAAUUGUUUAUAUAUAUGUCCGAAUACGCUAUAUAUUUGUCAUGGUGGGAAUCAGAAAUCUUUCUUGGAUUGUAAGAAGUUUCGACCUAUGAUUCCUUAAGGUUGUUGAUGUACCAGAUGAGGGAGACCAAAAUCCGGCAUAGCUUUUGUGAGCAAAAUGUGAAACUCGAACCUACGACCCUGGUGUUGUAGGUGGGGGGUGCUGACCAUCUGAGCAAUCCCUCUUAUCAUCAAAAGCACGGACAUUGACUAUUAAUUAAUCAUUUUGUUUUUUGGUCCUUCUACGUACCGGCUCCGCCAUAUUUUUUAAAAUGCCUCCAAAUAAAUAUUAGGAAUAUUUCGCAAGUUCUUUUCAUAGUUUGGCCCUUUUGGGAAACCAUUAUGCUCUAAGUUUCUUGAAUUCUCUACGAUGUAAUAGUUUUAACUAGUUAU
Molecule: messenger RNA, 1351 nt
Organism: Nicotiana attenuata
Lineage: Eukaryota; Viridiplantae; Streptophyta; Magnoliopsida; Solanales; Solanaceae
Product: receptor-like protein kinase
Exons: 2
Coding region: 90-1019 (309 amino acids)
Molecular function (GO): protein binding
Source: RefSeq, a predicted model, not a curated record